Molecule: messenger RNA, 2139 nt
Organism: Talaromyces rugulosus
Lineage: Eukaryota; Fungi; Ascomycota; Eurotiomycetes; Eurotiales; Trichocomaceae
Exons: 5
Coding region: 1-2139 (712 amino acids)
Biological process (GO): proteolysis
Molecular function (GO): tripeptidyl-peptidase activity; serine-type endopeptidase activity
Source: RefSeq, a predicted model, not a curated record
AUGGCGUCGAGAGCAACAUUUCUGCUGCUCUGCCUCGGCCUCUUGCUCGCCCUCACCACUCUCACCACCGAGGCGGCCCCAUCGAACGCCAAACGCAGCGGAUAUGUCGUCCACGAAAAGCGCGAGACUGUGCACCCCCGAUGGACUAAACGUGAUCGCGUGCCUCGGCAUAAGAUGUUGCCGAUGCGAAUUGGACUGAUGCAAACGAAUUUGGAAAAGGCUUACGACCAUUUGCUCGACGUAUCCCACCCAGAAUCUGAGAACUACGGAAAACACUGGAGUCCCGAAGAUGUUAUCAAGGCAUUUGCGCCAUCUGACGAGACUGUCUCCAAGGUCAAGAGCUGGCUCGUCGACAGCGGGAUCCCAGCAGAUCGCGUUACUCACUCGGAUAACCAGGGCUGGCUUGCCUUCUUUGCCACACCGGAUGAGGCCGAGGACCUGCUGCAGACAGAGUUCCACGAGUUCGAGGACUCGGUGACCGGCGGCGUUACUCCCGCAUGCGAUCAGUACCAUGUGCCGCAUCAUAUCAAGGACCAUGUCGACUACAUCACUCCCGGAAUCAGGCUACUUGCUCCGGUAGAUGACUCCCAGCAGUUCAAGAGCGAGGAUAUGAUCCGUGUUCGUCGCGAUAAUGAGAAGAAAUCCCGAUCCGCACGUAUUAUGCACAGUCUCAGGACGCAAGCCGAUGAGUCCAUUGUCGAAACCAUGCUGCAAAGCAAAAACGCUGAGGGAAAGGGCUCUGAUCUCAGUACUUGCGACGUGGCAAUUACUCCGGCUUGCAUAGCUGCUUUGUACAAGAUCCCAGAGAACAAGAGAAAGCCGCAUCCGAACAACUCAUUGGCGGUCUUUGAGUCGGAACUGCAAUUCUAUCUCCAGGAGGAUCUCGAUCUUUUCUUUGCCAAUUUCACGAAACAGAUUCCCAAGGGAACGCAUCCUAUUGCUGCCAACAUUGAUGGUGGUCAACAGGCUACUACUGACCCAUACCAGGCCGGUGGUGAGGUCAACCUCGACCUAAUGCUUGCCUAUCCUAUCGUCUAUCCUCAAACCAUUGUUGACUACGAGGUCGAUGACUUUUUGGUUCAAUCUAACCCGAACGACACUUAUAAUAUGGGAGGAUUCAAUAAUUUCCUUAAUGCCUUGGACGGUUCGUACUGCACAUUCUCUGCCUAUAACGAAACCGGAAACGACCCCGAUCUGGACCAAGAAUACCCAGAUCCUAACUCCGGCGGCUGGGGUGGCCCAUUGAUGUGCGGUGUCUACAAGCCAACGAAUGUCAUCUCGGUCUCAUACGGUGGCCAGGAAGCGGAUCUUCCUCUCUCCUACCAACGCAGACAAUGCCUUGAGUUUGCGAAGCUAGGCUUGCAGGGAGUAUCUUUCCUGUUUGCCAGCGGUGAUUCCGGCGUCUCCAACUAUCCUGAAAAAGCUGGUGGUAUUGACGGACCAACCGGCUGCCUUGGAAGUGACUUGGAUGUGUUCAACCCAACAUGGCCAAACACGUGCCCGUACAUUACCAACGUCGGUGCCACCAAGGUCUAUCCCGGAAAGACCGUUUCGGAUCCAGAGAGCGCAGUGUUUGACCCAGCUGGACACCCGUAUAGCGUGAACUUUUCAUCUGGCGGUGGAUUCAGUAACGUCUACCCAAUCCCGAACUACCAGCAAGAUGCCGUAGCCACCUUUUUCGAAAAGCACAACCCUCCUUACCCGCAUUACAGUGCUCUUGCGCCUGAUACUGGCGACAUCAAGCAGUUGGUGGACAUCGAUGCCUUGAGGGGCGACACUAAGGGUAUCUACAACCGCAUUGGACGUGGUGUACCUGAUGUUGCUGCCAAUGGUGACAAUAUUGCUGUCUACGUGGGAGGAAACUUCAGUCUCUCCGGUGGAACAUCGGCCAGCACGCCAAUUUUCGCCGCCGUCAUCAACCGAAUCAACGAAGAACGGCUUUGGGCUGGUAAAGGUCCGCUGGGGUUUUUGAAUCCCUCUUUAUACGCGAACCCAUCCAUGCUAAAUGACAUCAAGAACGGAACAAACCCCGGCUGCAACACAAAUGGCUUCUCGGCUGUUCCUGGAUGGGACCCUGUCACAGGCUUGGGCACGCCUAAUUUCCCCAAGAUGUUGGAGUACUAUUUGAAGCUGCCUUGA